UUCAACCAUGCUCAUACGUCAAAACGUCUGAGGAUACUUCAUGGUAAAAUUCUGCCCUCUUUCCGACACAUUUGGAAUCGAAAAGAAGAAAAUUAGGUGAAUGUUACAAGCGAUAGCUGCCGACAAAAAGAAAUCCGAACCGAUUUAUCUUGGACUUCUAAUACUUGUACCGUGUAGCUUUAAAACUUUAGAUACCGGCUACGUGCACUUGCUGUACAACCCGUCCGCCAUCCUUUGAUUUGUUCCACUGGCAAAGCAAGAAAUGCGAUUAUGAAUGUUCACAGAACGAUCGUCAUGCAAUUUCUGUGGUCAUCACUCGCACUUUUAUGGAUUCUGCUUCCCGGAUUCAAGGCCUUACCCUUGAAGACAUGCACAGAGGACCAGUACAAGAGGAUAUUGCACAACGGCUCAUUUGUCUGCAUUGAUUGUUUCAUGUGUCCUACAGGACUUGGCCCCUCUGUGGAGUGUGGAAGUACCAUAUCACCUGAUACUAAACUUGAAUGCAAGAAGUGUGAAGUUGGUGUCAGCUUCUCACCAUCUAAUGAUUAUGAACAAUGUCAGUUGUGUAGUGUUUGCUCAGAGGAUCAAGUCUCAAAACCUUGCACACCAGACAGUGAUACUAUAUGCGAAAAGAGGUGUAUGAGCAAAGAUAAGUAUUAUGAGAAAAGCUCUGAUGAUUGCCAAGACUGUUCUUGGUGUUGUGAAGAUGGCAAUGAUGUAAAGAUAGAUGAGUGUUCAAACAAAGGUAUGCCAGCACAGAAAAGUUGUACAGUCCACAGAAAAAAAUUGUGCAAACCACCACCUACAGCAGGAAGAUCCACAACUGCACUCCCAAUGACUCUACCUCUGACAGCUACAACUAUCCAAUGGCAGCCAACUAGUAAGAAAACAUCUGAGUAUAAUGAACACUGGCAUUCAAGAGAACCGACAAAAGGAAAGCCUUCAAAUCAUAGCAAAUUUGAACACAGCAAUAUCAAUAAUUCCUCAUCUUCUAAUAACAGUGCAUCAACUAUUGAAAUGCAAGUGUUAUUAGGAGUUUGUUCUGGUUUGGUCAUUCUCUUUAUAGUAGCAGUUUUGGUUUGUCUAUACAUGAAGUACCACAAACAAUGUGGUAUUUGUACAAAGGUUUCAAAGAAAAGUCAAAGAAAGUUAGAAGUAGUUUAUACUAAGGUGUUGAAAGAAGAAGAAGACAGCACCAUAGCCUCCUACAAAGGUAAGAGGCUUUUUGAGCUCUUCAAAUCCAAUCCUAAGCUGAAAGAAGAAGUCUGUAAUAAACUGGAUCUUAAAAAAUCAUUUGCAAAGGUGGCACGACGCUGAGGUGGAUGAAGAUAUAGUGAGAAAACUGGAAGAACAUUCAGGAAAUGAUCCUACAUGUCAAGUUUUUGAUUCAAUUGAAGCCAAACAUCCAAACUUUACUUUUGGUGAAUUUGAAAACAUUUUAAAGGAAAUUAAAAGAAUGGAUGUACUGAAAUGCUGUGUUGAACAACUUCAGCCUUCCAAACAGAUUCGUGUGACACUGAAUCAGUAAUUAAGGAAUCAAGUUUUUUCCAAAAACAGGGAAAUAGGAAAAAGAACAAAGAAAAACGAACUGAAAAGUGAAAAGAAGAAGCAGGAAGGAAACAAAAAGUAAAAAAAUGAAAAAAACAUGAACAAUAAACCAAAGGAAAACAAAAACAAAGGAAAGCAAAAACAAAAACAAAAACAAAUAAUAAUAAUAAUAAUUUAAUACUUAUAGGGCGCAUUUUCCAUGUCGAAAUUUAUCAAAUGCGCCAUAAGACAAAGACAAAAACAAAGACAAAAGCAAAAACAAAAACAAAAACAAAAACAAAAAC
Messenger RNA from Actinia tenebrosa (Australian red waratah sea anemone), 1832 nucleotides. RefSeq lists its product as uncharacterized. Lineage: Eukaryota; Metazoa; Cnidaria; Anthozoa; Actiniaria; Actiniidae. The record is from RefSeq and is a predicted model, not a curated record. Gene Ontology annotation, molecular function: protein binding.